UCAAUGCUCAGGUGGGAUAAAAUUUACACUUUCAAGAGGGCUCACGAGAAAAGUGUGCAUCCUCAGGUGCCAGGAGCCGCCUGCAACUGGGAAGCGCAGGCGCACGUGGACCAUGUUUACAAAUAGCGGCCCUGGCGCUUGCGCCUCCUAGCGCUCGCCAACCCGCACUGGACGAGCUGGAGAAAAGGAUCUUGAGCCGCGGUAGGAGCGAGCGGACGCGGCUGCUGGCUGAGGGGAGGCUGGUUACUGGGUAUGGGGAUAGUGGAAGAAAGUUCACAUGCUAGAGGAAGACGAAAACUCCCGUGAAACGAACAGCGAUGAGGAAGCAAGUUGGUGUCUUUGCUCUCUGCACUGUUAGUUCUGGCGGUGAAUACCACUAGCUGAUCAGCAUUUUCUGAACGGAAGGAGCCUGCGUGUGUGGCAUCCAGCGGGUCAGGUUUAAGAAAAAGAUGUCAGCAACUUAAGACCCAUGUCACAUGACUCCCUCUCCUUGCCAAUACUAGACGCCGUGGAUCAGAUUUCAACUCCAGGCAGUCCUCGGUGCUCCUGUGGGUUUAGCCGAAUAAGAAACAAAACCACUCUUCUGAAAAUGUGAGAAGCUGCUCUCCGCUUACUGUAGCCUCGGGAUUUGGGAGCUGGUGUUCAAAUCAAAGCAUCUCCACUGAAUGGAAUUUCAGUAUUUUGCUGUCAUUUUGAUGAUUUCAUCUGGCCUUCAUCAGUUCUGCCAGACACUUCCUGCGAGGAUGGGGGCAGGAGCCCUCGGCAUCUGUCAAAGUAAAGCAACAGUUCGGCUGAAAGAAGAUAUGAAAAAGAUAGUGGCAGUGCCACUAACUGAGCAGAGGAAUUCUACCUAUACAAGGUUGUUCGGCGUCAGUCUCCAGGACCUUCAACAGCAGGGACUCACUGAGAAUGGCAUUCCAGCUGUAGUGGGGAACAUAGUGGAGUACUUGACAAAGAAUGGACUCACCCAGGAGGGCCUCUUCAGGGUGAAUGGCAACAGGAAGGUGGUAGAACAACUUCGACUGAAGUUCGAGAGCGGUGUGCCCGUGGAGCUCGGGAAAGAUGGCGACGUCUGCUCCGCAGCCAGUCUGCUGAAGCUCUUCUUGAGGGAGCUGCCUGAGAGCUUGACCACCUCAGCCUUAUACCCUCGGUUCCUCCAGCUCUUCCAGGAUGACAGAAAUGAUGCUCAGGAGAGCAGCUUAAGAGACUUACUAAAAGAGCUGCCGGACAUGCACUACUGCCUCCUCAAGUACCUGUGCCAGUUCUUGACAAAAGUAGCCAAACACCAUGUGCAGAAUCGCAUGAAUGUUCAUAAUCUCGCCACUGUGUUUGGACCCAAUUGCUUUCAUGUGCCACCUGGGCUUGAAUGUAUGAAAGAACAAGACCUCUGCAACAAGAUAAUGGCUACCAUGCUAGAAAAGUACAAUACCCUGUUUGAAGUAGAAUACACAGAAAAUGAUAACCAGAGGUGUGAAAACCAAAUGAAGCUUGUCGUAGUAAAAGCCAAUUGUAAGAACUCCUUACCCAUCCUUCUAACAAACGACUUAGAAAGAGACAUGCAAAAACCAUCUCCAAAAACUAAGAUCCCAAAGUCCAAGAGUGAGGGAUCUAUUCAGGUCUACAGGGUACCACAACCAGAUCUUUCCGAUGGUGUUCCUCAGGUCAGCCUGCGGCUCAGUCAUAGAAAACCCUGCUGGAAUGGCAUGAAUUCAGCAGAGGACAUUUGUGGGGACAAGUUGGCAUCCAGUGCCUGUGUAUCCCAAGUCAGCAAUGCUUCAACAACAGGAGAACUCUUAGAAAGAACUAUCCGGUCAGCUGUAGAACAGCAUCUUUUUGAUGUUAAUAGCUCCGGAGGCCAAAGCUCAGAGGACUCAGAAUCCAGAUCACCCCCAGCACCUUCCACCACAUCCGCCCGACAGCGAUGGCGCCUGUCCAAGGAGCAGGAUGAAGUGCGACGCGGCAGAGACAUGGGACUUAUCAACAAAGAAAAUAUUCCUUCUGGGUUCACUGACCUUGGUGAUUGUAUUUUGAGUGCUCAGGAAGUGGAAAAAUUACAUGAAAAUACUUCUGGCUGUAUUGGAGAAAGGGGCAAACCUAAACGUCAGAAAUCCAGUUCCAAACUUUCAGAGCUCAAUGAAAAUCAAGAUGGUCUUGUGAACAUGGAACAUCUCAAUUCCACACCAUCUCAUGAGAGUGCUCGAACUGAUGAUGUUGAACUGAUGUCUGAUGACAGCAAAGAAAGUGAAAAAGACAGUGGACACACCCAGCAUUUUGAGAGCCCCACAAUGAAGAUCCAGGAGCACCCCGGCAUACCUGACACCAAACUGCAGAGGACUCCAGAUGCCGACGCCCAGCAGGAGAGCUUUGUCUCGGAAGUUCCGCAGCUGGACCUGACCACAUUGUGCGAUGAGAAAAGCUGGGCAGAGCCCACGCCUGCUUUGUCCUCAUGGCAGCAGGAGAACAUGGACUCUGAUGAAGCACGCCUCUCCCCGCAGGCCGGGCGCCUCAUCCGCCAGCUUCUGGAUGAAGACAGCGACCCCAUGCUCUCUCCUCGGUUCUACGCUUACGGGCAGAGUAGGCAAUACCUGGAUGACACGGAAGUGCCUCCUUCUCCCCCCAAUUCCCAUUCUUUCAUGAGGCGACGGAGCUCCUCCCUGGGGUCCUACGAUGAUGAGCAUGAGGAUCUGACACCUGCCCAACUCACGCGAAGGAUUCAGAGCCUUAAAAAGAAGAUCCGAAAAUUUGAAGACAGGUUUGAAGAAGAGAGGAAGUACAGACCCUCCCACAGCGACAAGGCCGCCAAUCCGGAGGUUCUGAAAUGGACAAAUGACCUUGCCAAAUUCCGGAAGCAACUAAAAGAGUCCAAACUAAAGAUAUCUGAAGAGGACCUAACCCCCAGGAUGCGGCAGCGAAGCAACACACUCCCCAAGAGUUUCGGUUCCCAACUUGAGAAAGAAGAUGAGAAGAAGCAAGAGGUGGUAGACAAAGCGAUAAAGCCCAGCGUUGAAGCCACCCUGGAAUCUAUCCAGAGGAAGCUCCAGGAGAAGCGGGCAGAAACCAGCCGACCUGAGGACAUUAAGGACAUGACCAAGGACCAGAUUGCAAAUGAGAAGGUGGCACUGCAGAAAGCUCUAUUAUAUUAUGAAAGCAUUCAUGGACGGCCGGUAACCAAAAAUGAACGGCAGGUUAUGAAGCCGCUGUAUGACAGGUACCGGCUGGUCAAACAGAUCCUGUCCCGAGCCAACACCAUACCCAUCAUUGGUUCCCCCUCCAGCAAGCGGAGAAGCCCUUUGCUGCAGCCAAUUAUCGAGGGUGAAACUGCUUCCUUCUUCAAGGAGAUAAAGGAAGAAGAGGAGGGUUCAGAAGAUGAUAGCAACACAAAGCCAGACUUCGCAGUCACUCUGAAAACCGAUUUCAGUGCCCGUUGCUUUCUCAACCAAUUUGAAGAUGAUGCUGAUGGUUUUAUUUCCCCGAUGGAUGAUAAAAUACCAUCAAAAUGCAGUCAGGACACCGGGCUUUCAAAUCUGCAUGCUGCUUCAAUACCAGAACUCUUGGAACACCUUCAGGAAAUGAGAGAAGAAAAGAAAAGGAUUCGAAAGAAACUUCGUGAUUUUGAAGACAAUUUCUUCAGGCAAAAUGGAAGAAAUGUCCAGAAGGAAGACCGCACUCCUAUGGCUGGAGAGUACAACGAAUAUAAGCACAUAAAAGCAAAACUGAGGCUCUUGGAGGUGCUCAUCAGCAAGAGAGACACUGAUUCCAAGUCCAUGUGAGGGGCAGCCCCAGCUCGAGUGAAGGGGGCUGGUGACACACGGUGAAUGUGCCCCCGGUAAGUAGCAGCAGCAGCUCUGCAGGAACUGGAAGGCAGCCUUAGAGCUGGGCCUGUGAAGGAUGGAGCCCUUCUGCCGACAGGCCUUUGGAAUUGGCUCCAGACUGAAGAAGGCAGCUUGUCCUGACUUAGGAAUUUUGUAAAGGAAAGUCAAGAUUCCUGUGCUCGUGUGCAUGUGCAGACACUGCCGUGGAAGCUGUACUCACACUAGCAGUGAUGAGGUACCACAUUGGGACACACUCAUCUGUAGAGAAUAUGCACCAUUCUUCCAUGGGUAACAGAGAAGCAGGAGACCAUUCUCACUCUACCUGGGAUGAAAACCAGCUCAGGACGUCCUGGAGCAAACUUGCUGCACAGGUCACUGUUCCCUGGACCCUGUAGAGUGGGAAUGUACUUCGGAGCCCUGUUUGCUGCCUUGCCCAUUCCUGUGACCUUUCCACAGAGCUGCGCCUUCCCUGAGUCCUGUGAAUUGUGUCCUGUCCGCUCUCAGGUAGAUGGAAGCUGUGUCUGCCUGGAAUGGCAGUGCAGACAUCUAUUUGACAGUGUGUUUCUUUAAGACUUCCUCCACUGACAAAGAACUGUGACCGCUGUAGGACUGGAUUGCCUGCAGAGGAAGGGGGGGUGGGGUAUCGCAGGAGCUCUAUUAAUGCUGAUUUUUAAAUCAGGUGACAGGGUGAACAGCCUAGAGAAUUCGUUCCCGAACAUCGACUGCACUUUAUCAGUCUCAGAGUGCAACAUCAGACACGAAGCGAGGCCAGCAUGCUAUGGCAGCCUGUGUGGAGCUUGGUUUCAAUUUCGCACUAGCCAAACAUAAAUGCCCUUGCUUAAUUCUUAGCUGAAGCGUAGGGGGAAGGGAGAGGGGAGAGAAGGAGAGAACCUGUGUUCUCAGCCAUCUGAGGACUUACCAGAGUUUAAUUUUUUUUAAGUAAACCUGCACUAAAAUCCCCUCACUGAGGGGUGAACGUAGCCCUUGGAGGUCAACCCAAGGCACAAUCUAAAUCACACUAUUUUCAAGGUCAUGUAUGAAGAGAACAAACACUAGUGUGUAGCCAUUUAUGAUCACAAUUUUUCCAGAGGCCACGUCACAAAGCUGUCUAUAUUAGACAUUUUGGAGGGACCAGUGAACUUAAGAUCCUAAAUCAUUCAUCUCUUCAGUGUGCUGACUCACUUGGUGAUUUGUGAUUUGUCAUUAGUUUUUAACUUUUUAUGUCUGCCCCCGGGAAAGUGGGCUCGGCCUGUCUGUCCGCCUUCCGCACACAGACACCGUUGCCAGGAGAAGGCGUUUCGGCGGCUCGCCUGUUGAAGACCAUGUUGCAGAUGAUCAGGGUGCCCACCUCUAUGUUAUACCAUUGUGUGUGUGUGUGUGUGUGCGCGUGUGCGUGUGUGUGUGUGUAUUAAAAAGAAGAGAAAGAAAACAUAAAAUUCUGCUGGCCAGUUGUCAAUUUCAAAAAAAAAUGGGUUCUUGAGAAACUAGUCAGAUUGUAUUUAUAGCAGCGUUUCUGUUGCUAAGUGAGGGGCCGCUCUGUCAGUUGAAAAUUAAGUUGGGAGUGGGUGAGAAAGGACGCCUUCAGGUUUGCUCCUGGAAGUGUUUAUGUAGACACAGGAGCACGUGUUGCAAGUGCCCUGGUUUAAUCUACACACUUAAAGAUGGUACCUAAUCCUACAAAUUUAAAUGUAUAUGAAAAUAUAGUUUGGUAUUCUCUGCUCUACUGUUUACAUUGCAGAUGGCUAUAAUUUCAAGGAGUUAUAAGUAAAAUGCACUUUAGGACAUUUUCUAUUUUUGAAAUCUGAACAUGAAUCAUUCAUAUGACCAAAAAUUGUAUUUUUUAAAAGAAAUGUCUAGUCUGUUCUUUGUAAUUAUUCUUAAAUAAGCUGUACUAUAAAUCAUUACCAGUUAACUUUGAAAGGCACAUCUGUUUAAGAGUAUUGCUUUGAAAAUGCUAACAUGCUAUAGAAUUUAAAAAGAGGAAAAGCUAUAUAAAUGAGAAGCUUCUAAAUGUUUUGAAAUCUGCUGUUUCUGCCAAAGGUAAAUUAAGUAAAAGAUUUAUUCAGAAAACCCCAUUCAAAUUUAUAUGGUUGAAUAAAAGAAAACACCAAGUUAUAGUAAAAAGAAA
This is a messenger RNA of Phyllostomus hastatus (greater spear-nosed bat), 5940 nucleotides long. It is a transcript of the gene FAM13A, whose product is annotated as family with sequence similarity 13 member A. The coding region runs from base 666 to 3770 and encodes 1034 amino acids. The transcript has 25 exons. NCBI's taxonomy places the organism in Eukaryota, Metazoa, Chordata, Mammalia, Chiroptera, Phyllostomidae. The record is from RefSeq and is a predicted model, not a curated record. Gene Ontology annotation, biological process: signal transduction.